Messenger RNA from Sipha flava (yellow sugarcane aphid), 870 nucleotides. Its product is annotated as cell wall protein DAN4-like. The record is from RefSeq and is a predicted model, not a curated record. The transcript has a single exon. The coding region runs from base 1 to 870 and encodes 289 amino acids. NCBI's taxonomy places the organism in Eukaryota, Metazoa, Arthropoda, Insecta, Hemiptera, Aphididae.
AUGAUCGUCUCCGUCCAAGUGAUGUUGACCGCAUUUACCUGGGCGCUAGUGGACGCCGGCACCAUGAACCUGUCGCCUUGCUCGCCAUCUGUCCACGGGGACAUCGCGAUCCGCAAUUCCGUCGGCGGCUGCGAGUACCGCAAGAGAUCCGUCGUUCGGUGUCAGCACUCGAAGGCAGGAUGGACACAGAACUCGGAGGUACCGAUAACACGUCCCUUGGGAUGGUCGCGUCUGCGGUGGACAACGUCGACGUCAGCGUUGUCGUCAGACUUUUCUCGGGCCACGCCUCCGUACACAGUCAAGGCCAGUUCCGCCGCCACCACCACCACCAAGCCGCGUCGUCACCGUGCGUCCGUCAUUGUGGCCCGUUCCGUCAUGGCCACUCGUCCUAACGACGAUCUGGCCCGAGUGGUCGUUAAUCUACCCGGGUUUAAUAUGCAGAUGCAGCUACGGUCACAGCCGACGCUACCGCCGUCAACUACUCGUAUUUGUCCGUGCACCACCUGCACCAUUCGGGUGGAAACGCGAAGACCGUGGAGUUCGACCACUGAAACACAUACGCAGCCGCCAACCAUUACUCCCUCUACCUGCACCACCACCACUUGUGCUCAGUCAACGAGCACCACCAGCACGUGUGCACCAUCGACGAGCACCACCACCAUAUGUUCUUCGACCACGUGUACCACCACCACUUCUGAUCCACCGACAUGCGCGACCACAUGCACUAGGAUAAGAACAACUGCAUCACCAACACCACCAAAUACUUUACCGAACGGCCGUUCAAAUCUUUCGGGGACUUGGCUGUUGCCAAUACAGAACACCCGGAUGUCACCGACACGGAGCAGCACUCAGCCGUCGUUGUCAAAUUAG